GGUCUUGGUUGGCGCUCCCAAGGCAGAAUCUAAAUACAGCACCUCUGUUCAGUCCCCAGGAGCAGUGUUUAAAUGUCGAGUCCAUACCAACCCUGACAGAAGAUGCACUGAGCUGGAUAUGGGGCGAGGCAACUCUCGGGGCAUGCUCUGUGGCAAGACCUGCAAAGAAGACAGAGAUGAUGAAUGGAUGGGCGUGAGCCUGGCGAGACAGCCGAAGGCUGGCGGAAGCGUGCUGGCAUGUGCGCACCGCUGGAAGAACAUCUACUACGAGACGGAGUACAUCCUGCCUCAUGGCUUCUGCAACAUCAUUCCCCCCAACCUGCAGCCCAAGGGGAAGUACAAAAAGAAGUACGGGGAGGAGCACGGCUCGUGCCAGGCAGGGAUUGCGGGCUUCUUCACCGAGGAGCUGGUCAUCAUGGGUGCACCAGGAUCUUAUUAUUGGACAGGAACUGUCAAAGUGCUGAAUCUCACUGACAACACAUACUACAAGCUAAACGAUGAUGCCAUGAUAGGCAGGCGGUACACAUACCUCGGAUAUGCAGUGACAGCAGGUCAUUUCUCCCAGCCGACUACCACGGACGUUGUAGGAGGAGCUCCCCAGGAUGGAGGCAUCGGAAAGGUUUAUAUAUUCAGAACAGACAGACUAUCAGGCUCUCUGGUAAAGAUUUUUCAGGCUUCAGGAAAAAAGAUGGGCUCUUACUUUGGCUCCUCCUUAUGUGCAGUUGAUCUGAACUCUGACGGGUUGUCAGACCUGCUGGUCGGAGCACCUAUGUUUUCUGAGAUCAGAGAUGAAGGUCAAGUCACGGUCUAUAUCAACAGAGGAAACGGAGUGCUGGAAGAGCAGCUUAUCCUGGAUGGUGACAGCGCCUACAACGCGCACUUUGGGGAGAGCAUGGCUGCGCUUGGUGACAUUGAUGACGAUGGAUUCCCAGAUGUUGCCAUUGGAGCGCCUAAGGAGGAUAACUACAUAGGAGCAGUGUACAUUUACCAUGGGGAUGCCAAUGGUAUUGUACCUCAGUACUCUAUGAAGCUGUCCGGGCAAACAAUAAACCCAAUGCUGAGGAUGUUUGGCCAGUCCAUAUCAGGGGGAGUCGAUAUGGAUAGCAAUGGUUAUCCAGAUAUGACUGUUGGAGCCUUCUUGUCAGACAAUGUGGUACUUCUGAGAUCCAGGCCUGUCAUUACCAUGGAUAUCUCCAUUUUCCUGCCUGCAUCCAUCAAUAUCACAGCUCCUCAGUGCCAUGAUGGCUUGCAGCCAGUGAACUGCCUCAAUGUCACGGCAUGCUUCCGCUUCAGUGGCAAGCGUGUUCCUGGAGAAAUAGGUUUGAAUUAUAACUUGACUGCUGAUGUGGCAAAGAAGGAAAAAAGCCAGCAACCCAGAGUUUAUUUUGUGACUUCUGGAGAGACAGCGGGGCAGAUCACAGAGAAGUUAGAACUGACAUACAUGCAGGAAAAGUGCGAGCAUUACCUAGCAUACGUCAAG
Molecule: messenger RNA, 1480 nt
Organism: Nestor notabilis (Kea)
Lineage: Eukaryota; Metazoa; Chordata; Aves; Psittaciformes; Psittacidae
Gene: ITGA9
Product: integrin, alpha 9
Exons: 14
Biological process (GO): cell-cell adhesion; cell adhesion mediated by integrin; integrin-mediated signaling pathway
Cellular component (GO): integrin complex; external side of plasma membrane
Molecular function (GO): integrin binding
Source: RefSeq, a predicted model, not a curated record